Molecule: messenger RNA, 1044 nt
Organism: Suillus bovinus
Lineage: Eukaryota; Fungi; Basidiomycota; Agaricomycetes; Boletales; Suillaceae
Exons: 6
Coding region: 287-634 (115 amino acids)
Source: RefSeq, a predicted model, not a curated record
UCCACAUACGGCACUAAGCAUUCAGCCAAAGGCACUCACUUUACUAAAAAGAACGUACCUCUGAAUGACUCCGACACUGUCAAAUGGAAGUGGGCACUCUCUAAGCCCACUUUAUGCUCACCCAAUUUAGCGGACAUCUGGGAGAACCAACUGACAUCUCUCGAAGAUUGGGUGGCCGAAGAGAAGAAGAGAACAGCUACGGAUUCUAAGAUCAAUACUUGCGCCGUCAAGAGCAACAACGACCUGCAGUAUGCGGACCUCAUCAUUGUGACAUCGAAUCGCAUCUAUGAGUCAGGAAACCGCUCCCCGACGAAUGAAAAGAAAGAUUGCGAAUGAGGCGAACAUGACGGGUCAACAGACCACGCCGAUGUCCACAACAACUAUAGCAAGCACAAUCGAACCCGUAAAUGUCCCAAUGCCUACCGCAGAUGAAGUCUUUCAGGGAGCUCUUUACGAUCCAAGAAUCCUCCCCGACUACCGCGGAUCGUACUUCCAACUGCGUCAAAAUAAGCUCAAACAACUCAAUAUCUUCGACACGCCAGAUAACGACUUCAGGUUGGUUCCCAUGCACGAAACGUACGCCAAAUUAAGACCGGGAACACUCGUUCUCGCUGUCUGCGAAGCGCACGUAUAAAACAUUGUACAGAAUGGGACACCUACAAACAUUCCAGCUAGGAGUACAAGCGAUCAAAAUUCUUGAUCCCUCUGACGAGCCUAUCGAAGAACGGUUUAUCCCAAUUCUUUCGUCGACUUCAACAGAGAUGUCAAAUGACAAUUCAGCGAUCGCUAGCUUCUCCACGUUCGAUGUCGGUAUCAGCCCUACGAAGAAAUCAAAGCAUGCAAAGGGGGGAAAAGGCAAAGAAAAAAUGGAUUGAUCACUGUUUCAGCCUGAGCAUUGCCAUGUACUUGUACCGAUGAAUUGUGUCUCUUCUGCCUGACUCGUUCAAUACUACUUACGUGUAUUUGUAACAACCCCUGGUUUUUUCACAAUGGUACGCCUGACUCGUCUAAAAAAGUCUGAGUCGCUCAAGAGGCAGGGACGGG